Molecule: messenger RNA, 563 nt
Organism: Papilio polytes (common Mormon)
Lineage: Eukaryota; Metazoa; Arthropoda; Insecta; Lepidoptera; Papilionidae
Product: transmembrane protein 242
Exons: 4
Coding region: 91-504 (137 amino acids)
Source: RefSeq, a predicted model, not a curated record
GUUAUAAAUUAAUUUGGUCUAAUGUAAAUAUAAAAUGUAAAUUUAGUUUAAAAAUCCUAGUUUAUUCAAAAUAAUUGAUAAAUAAAUGUAAUGGCAGACGAAGAAAGACUUCAACGAAUAAAAGCUGGUGCUUUUUUAGCAUCUAUAGCUGGGAUUUCUGCAUUUGUUGGUUUUAGUGCAACGUUAUCAGCUGCAAAAAAGGCGGAUCCAAAAUACUUUAACAAAGGCUUACACAGUAGUGUGGAAUUAGCAGAUGCUGGAGCAAUUUUAGCAUUGCGAGCUCUGGGGUGGGGUACAUUGUAUGCUGUUGCUGGUACAUCAUGCUUAUGUUAUGGCAUAUGGAAGCUAUCUGGAGCUAAGGAUCUUAAAGACUUUAGAAUAAAAGUAGGAAACAUGCUACCAGUUCUUCCUAAGAAUAACCCCCCACAGUCAAGAACUGAAUUUAGUGGCCUCAAUGAUCUUCUCACAUACAUAGCUGAAGAUUAUGGGAAGAAACCGGAGUAAGACAAUUAGAUAAGUAAUUAUUAUUUAUUUUGUUUGAAAAUAAACUUUAUUGACACAAA